AUGCAAAUCUCGACGAUUACCGCAAUCAUGGCCUUCGGUACGGCCGCGGCCUCUGCCACCACGAUCAACCUCUUCUCUGCGACGAAAUGCGCUGAUGGCGACUACAUCAAGACCUUGGGAGGCUUGAAGAGCGGUUGCCACAAGUUUGGUGUCGCCAAUGUGAAAGCUGUCGACACUCGCAACUUGAGCGGCAAAUGCACUGUCACUGUUUACUCUGAUGCUUCCUGCUCCGACCACGCCACUCCCGCCCGCUUGGACGAAUGUGUUCCCCGCGCUGGUGGAUGGCAGAGUUUCUCUGUUGACAACUGCUGA
This is a messenger RNA of Neoarthrinium moseri, 312 nucleotides long. RefSeq lists its product as uncharacterized. The record is from RefSeq and is a predicted model, not a curated record. The transcript is spliced from 2 exons. NCBI's taxonomy places the organism in Eukaryota, Fungi, Ascomycota, Sordariomycetes, Amphisphaeriales, Apiosporaceae. The coding region runs from base 1 to 312 and encodes 103 amino acids.